GAGGGGAUGACGAGGCCUCCCUUCGCGUCAACUUGACCCGCGCCAGCCUGAGCAUCAACUUGGACGAAACCAUCUUGUUCGUCGAUCCAGCAAAUGAGACCUGACUUGCACUCGAUCGUGCGUAGAGCGCCAGGAACAGAGGAUCCGGGAUCCGGGAUCCGCGCGUUGACAAUGGUCAAUGAUCCCGUAGCGAUCGCAUCCAUAUGUAAUGAUAUAGCACAGUUAGAGCAGUAGGCCGGACCGUCGUGCGGGUGGCGAUGGAGCGUGAUUGGCGUUAUUUGUCAAGAGUGCAUCCAUCAAGCGCGUCAUAAUGCGAGCCAGACGUCAACCGAAAACCUUCAGAGUUUGCAUCCGUCCGCCAUGGAUCCAGAGGUGCCUCUGAUGUCCUCAGAGUCCCCCCAGCCUGCUCCGGAAGUCCUCACGAAGCUCGUCAACCGGCUACGCGCACUAACACUCACCCUGCUCCCUGUCGAGGUGGAUCCAGCAUCGAUCUCUGGACCUACGAGCCGAGUGAUCACACCCCAAGUUAUCAAGGCGUACAAGGCAGCUGCUGGCGACUUUCACGAGGCGCUUCCAUAUUGCCUGCUCCGGGCGCGCACUGAAUUCCUAUACGACGCGGACCACAACCCAGCAGACUAUGGCGAGAACAUCGGCCGAGCUACAGCAUGCGAGGUCCUCGCAAGAAGGAUCGUGCACGCGGCGCCUCCCGAUGCACUCAACACGAUCAUGUCGACGCGUUUCCAGCACAUUCAGAUAGACGGAGACAAGAGCGACAUGGCCAGUGCGCUUGAGAUGGCGAUUGACUCGCAUUGCACCAUCUUCCUUUCUUCUAGCGAAGCCCAGGAUGUUGUGAACGCUCUAUGGAAGGGGGAAAUCAUCCAGCAAAACAAUGAGAAUCAUGACAUCGAUUUCGUACGGUACUCGGACACGCGUUCCAGCGACUCCUUUUUUGCCCGCUUGGAUCCAUCGAGAAUGUCCGUGCCACGGUAUCAAAACAUGUUCCGAAUAGUCGUUUGGUUGUUCUUCCUCUUUGUGUAUUCCCAAGCAGUGAGGCAACCGCUCGAGAGAUCGCAAGGUCCGCGCGAGCUUGACGAGUGGGAGAUUGCGCUGUACACUAUGACUCUGGCGUUUAUGGUCGAAGAUCUGAGUCGAUUAUACAAGCUCCUCAAGUUUGUCACGUACCGCGCUUACAAUUUCUGGAUGGUUGUAUCCUUUAUCACGAACGGAAUCCUGACUGCCGCGUUUGUUUUGCGCGUGGUCGGAAUGACCGGGCAAGAAGAAAAGGCUGCGGAUCUGCGCUUGAAGAGUUUCCAGAUUUUGAGUUUUGCUGCGCCUUUGCUAUGGAUGAGUGAGUCCUCACUUUCCGAAUGAAGCAGCGAAAUAAUACCUUAAAUCAGAGCUGAUCACGGUGUUCGACGGAUAUAAAUAUGUCGGGACAAUGCAGAUUUGCGUUUCCCGCAUGCUGCAAGAGUCUAGCAUCUUCUUCGCGCUUUUGUCCGUGCUGAUUAUCGGAUUCUGGCAAGGACUCUAUGCUCUGGAUGCGUCUGACGGAAGUGCUGAAGGUUCUGGCACGAUCGCCAAUGUCCUGGUGCAAGCGCUAUUGCAAUCCCCCGACUUUGGAAAGUUCUCUAACAGCACGAUGGGACUCGUUCUGUACUACCUAUGGGGUGUUAUCACUGGUCUGAUUCUGCUGAACAUCCUCAUCUCGCUGUUUUCUUCAGCGUAUUCGGAUGUCGUUGAUGACGCUGAAGCCCAAUAUCUGGCGUUCUUUGCCAGCAAGACGGUCGGGAUGAUCCGCGCGCCAGACGAAUUCGUGUUCCCCUCCCCGUUCAACAUCAUCGAAGUCCUUUUCCUGAUUCCGUUCGAAUUAUGCGGCCUCAGCCGCAAGUCCUACGCGAAACUGAACCGAUUUGUCAUGAUCACCGUGUUCUUCGUGCCGCUCGCCAUGAUUGCGCUGCACGAAUCGCUUACAGAAGAGAGCAGACACACUUGGAUGAAGCACUGGCUCAGUGGCGAUAACGAAGGCGAGGACGAGCGACCUGAGCACCACGAUCCGGUGGUCGAUGACGAUCCCGUCGGCCGCGUGAUCAGCAAAGUUCCUUUCGAGGAUGUCGUCAAGGCUUUCCCUGAUACCAACCAGUCGAGCGAGGCACUGAUGAUGACCGAGAUCACCCAAUUGCGAAAGCAGCUGGCAGCGCUUUCAGAGAGAUUGAAUAGCAUCGGGAACUAAGGACAUCUAGUGAUUCUAAUUGCCAUACGGUCUACUCGGAUAAUUGUUGCAGUGGUUCUGGAAUGCCUGUUCUUGCGACGGAAGUCUGUUGCCACGAGAGUUGUAUGCGCUAGCUCCAGCUGGCACACUUUUGUCUGAGGCCCAACGACCAUCUUGCUGGCGUGGUUCGUAGCGAGGCUGGGGUCGACCGUUCAACUGGAAGCGAUCAGAUUUCAUCGCCCCGAUACCAAAACUGUUCGAAAGCGGCAUCGGUGCAAACGUGUCGGGCGGUGAAUGGACAAAGUUGAAGUCUUCGCGAGCGGCUGCCAUGUUAUUGCUGUGUCUCAGACCAGUCCAGUCGAGGUUAUCCGUGUGCGACGAGUAACCGAAAGUAGCCGGGGCUUGGGUCUGCUGAUGCUGCUGAAUGUUGUUCGGAUUGUUGCUGUUCUUCGGAGCGACAUGCAUGUGCGUUGAUUCAUUAUGAGAGGCGACGUUGACCCGGUCGCGGAAAGGGGAUUGCUCGGGCACCAACGUUCCACCGAAGACGUCUUUCGCUUUGUCCUGGUGAUCAUUCUUGCUUGCAUUCUCGUUGUGCUGCAACCAUGGAUCGUGGGUGGACAUCCGUGCCCAAGAGGUCUUUGGCACGACAAUUUGAGGUUGACCUCUGUCAUCCCGCGAGGAUGGCUGCCCGGCAGUGGGCGGAGUGAGCAAUGUCCAGGUAUCAGCACGUUCAGAUGGGCUCGAAGACGACGAGGCUUUGUCCGGAUGUACCUGUGCAGAAAACGGGAGCUGAUUCACUGCUGCUCCGUACCCACGGUCCUGUCGACCCAGAUGCGCAUUCUUGUCUGGCUGAGCUUGGUGCGGCGCAUUCCGGUGCUGUGCAAAGAGCGGUGCGCCAGCCUUUGUGGUCGGCACUGAAGAUGGACAUUGUUCCUUCGCUGUCUCCCAUGCGCCGUUGGGGGCUGACAAAAGCGCAUCGCCACGUGAUUGGAGUGCGACCCAACUGUCGUCCUGAUGCUCAGCACUUACAUGUGUCGGAGCUUUGAUAUCGUUCCGAGGAGGUCGACUCUCAGCUUGUCUUGUAUUCGUCUGUGUACUGCUGCAGUCACUAGCACGGCGGCCACGAUGCCCUGUGGGCUUACGAUUCCGCUUUCCUCUUCUAUGUUCGUGCUUAGAUUUGUCGGACGCUCGGUUGGAAUUACGUUGAUGAGAUGCGGGGUGGGGUGCCUCAGGCUCGUCCGGAGCCAGGGCCCAGUUUGGACAGUCCGCAGUAUGCGCUGAAGUAGCCUCGACAUUUUGAAUGGGUGGGAGCUCGACAUGUUUCUUGUUUGGUGCUCCAGCAAGCGGUUCAGCCAAUACAACCGCAGCGAGAUCGGGAUAUCUAGUGGCGAUCUGACCUAAUGAAGGAAACGUCCAUGCAGCACAAAGUGAGAACACCCACAUUGGUUGCAUCGGCAUAGGUGUUGGGAGGAACUUGGAUUGGCCCGUCGGAUGUGUCCAAAACCACACUCGAACCUUCAUUGAUGUAGGCAUUCGAUAUAUCCUGAAUCAUCCCAACCUAAAUCAACCAAGGAGCACAAACGCACGGCUGACUGACCUCUGUGCGUUUGUUUCUCUUCGUCACCAGGACUGAUUCUUCGUCCAUCAGCUGUGAAAGACCUCAGCCCACGAUCGAAAGAAUGAUGCAACUACACACCGAAUCACUAAUGAUUGAAUCGUUCGUGAGAUCAAAAGAGGCGUAUGGAGUCGACGACGCGAUGGCUCCUUCCGCAGUGAAAUCAACGAGUGAGUCUUCUCGAGUGAGUGCAGAGAUUGGACUAGCAGCGACAGAUCCUGGUGUCACCGUGGCAGUCGCGUCCGUCACUGGUGGAGGGGUGGGUGGCGCAGAGAUGCGGACGAUCACGGGGUUUGCAGGAGCCCAGAGGACAUCGCCCGGUUCAAGCUUCUUCAUAGGUUCUUCCAAGGCAGACUAGACGGGCGUUCAACGAGCGAGCAAUGUUCAAUGCUGAACACGUACUAUGGGCAGUGGACCCUUCGGUGCAGGGCUCGAUUGUCGAGAGACCGUGGGAGAGGGAGGAUGGGGAAAGAAAUGGGACAUCUGGUCGAGAGGCAGAUCUGAAGAUAGUUCGAAAGUAGGUGGCAGAGACGUGUCCGAUAUUGGGAUAGAGGUGUUGGCUGGGCCCGCACACGGCGAGCGAGCGUUCUGAUCAUCGGUACUCGCUUUGAGCUUGGAUUGGUGCAU
Messenger RNA from Mycena citricolor, 4451 nucleotides. The record is from the annotation of a GenBank genome assembly. Lineage: Eukaryota; Fungi; Basidiomycota; Agaricomycetes; Agaricales; Mycenaceae.